Molecule: messenger RNA, 1103 nt
Organism: Choloepus didactylus (southern two-toed sloth)
Lineage: Eukaryota; Metazoa; Chordata; Mammalia; Pilosa; Megalonychidae
Gene: CENPP
Product: centromere protein P
Exons: 8
Coding region: 26-892 (288 amino acids)
Biological process (GO): CENP-A containing chromatin assembly
Cellular component (GO): chromosome, centromeric region; nucleus
Source: RefSeq, a predicted model, not a curated record
GGGGCUUUUCUGUCACCGCUGCAGCAUGGAGGCCGAGUGGGCCGAGGUCCGCGCCUUGGAAGCUGAGAUAGCAGUCCUGAGGCGGGCCUGCGGGGAGCCGCCGGGGCCCCAGGGAGAGACCUCCGGAACUCGAAAAGCAGUUCAAGAAAUAUACCAGUCAGAUCCUAAAGGAUGGGAGUCUUCACAAGAUCUGAGACUUCAACUUGGACAUUUAGAAUCUGAACUUUCAUUUCUAAGUACACUUACUGGCAUCAAUAUAAGAAAUUACUCCAAGGAAACAGAGGACCUAACAAGCACUGAGAUGACAGAAAAGAAUAUAAAGAAAGUUCUUCAAAAACACAGAUUAUCGGGAAAUUGCUGCAAGGUUACAUUUCAACUUGAAUUUCAGAUUCUGGAAAUUCAGAAUGAGGAGAGCUUAUCUUCUGUUGUUACUGACCUCAACAUAAUAAUGGAACCCACAGAAUAUUCAGAAUUAAAUGGAUUUGUGUCUAGAGCAGAAGAAAGAAGAGAUCUUUUCAUGUUUUUCAGAAGCCUACACUUUUUUGUGGCGUGGUGUGAAUAUCGUAAGCGCACAUUUAAGCAUUUCAAGGAAAAAUACCCACACGUGGUACAGCUCCCCGAAGGCGCCUCCUCCAGCUGCAUGGGGAUCCGGAGUGCCAGCCAGCCUGGGUUUGAAUUAGUAAUUGUUUGGAGGAUACAAAUAGAUGAAGAAGGGAAGGUUUCGCCAAAGCUGGAUCUUCUAACCAAAAUCCCAAAGCAAGCCCUGGCGCUGGACGAGAAGAGAGUUAUAGAAAGUGCCCCACACAGCUUCCGGACCCUGCUAGGGGUGCUUGGAAUUGAAGCCUCUCUAGAAAGCCUGAUACAACUAUUUUGCGUGAAGAAGAAUGACUAGUUCCCAGACACUGAACACCAUGGAAAUAAGAUUCUGCACUAGGCAGUUUAUAAUUUUAUUGAAUAUAAACAUUUGCUAUUUUCUGUUCAGAAACCAAACCCUUAAAACAUGCUGUCUAUGCAGUUAUGGCACAUUAUAUAUAAAUUGUCAUGACAGGAAAAAUAAAUACAGCUAUUUAAAUACAAAAGGCCAAAUAAAAGUGACGUGUAUA